AUGCUGGCAUAUUGUGCCUGUACCCUUGGAUUCACCAUGUUAUCGUCUGUGUUUUCAUUCUAUUAUGUGAAAGUGUUUCUAAACUACUUUAUGAUUGAAGAAUCCUGGUUCCAGUUUGCUCAAUUGUUAUACCUAACAUGGAACACAAUUAAUGAUCCAUUAUUUGCUUAUGUUCAGGAUACUACAAAUUUUUCAUUUACGAAAACACGUAGAGAGAGUAUAUUAUAUACAGCACCCUUGUUUUCAUUAAGUUUUUUAAUAACAUGGUUUCCCUGGGCUAAGGGUACCUGGGUAACAGGACUUCAUCUAAUCACAGCAUUAUGCUUAUAUGACACAAUGUUUACAUAUAUUGGCCUUGCAUAUUGUUGUUUGUUUACUGAAAUAUCGACUGACUCAAAAGUUCGUUUACAGUUAACGCAAUGGUCACAAAUAGCAAGAUUAAUUGGCUCAAGCUCAAUUUUCAUUUGUGAAUUUACAUCUGAGAGUUUAAAAUCAUUUUCCUCAUUUCAAUAUACAUGUAUAGGCAUUGGAAUAAUCGCAGCACUAUUCAUGACCUAUGCUGGGCUAUAUGCUCACACAGAACAUGACGUGAAAUUGAAGAAAAACUCCUCAGAUCAACAUGCAAUGCACGAUAAAUCCUUGGAUAAAUCAAUGUGGAGACUAACUUGGCAAGUUUUGACAGACAGAAACUUUUUGUCGUUUGUGAUUGCAAACUUCUGUCAAUUAUUUCAACGAACAUUCAUGGGAAAUUUUGUUGCAAUUAUUUGUGAUGAACUUAUACCAGAUGAAUUUCUUUCACCAUCAUGGAGAAAAGUAUUUUAUGGCAGCUUUAACUUUCUUAAUACACUGCUAGUGAUAGUGGGUGUACCAUUGAUCCAGUCUAUAGGCUAUGCUUCAGUUAUAAAAUGGAGUUUUAUAUGGAAGAUAGGAGCUGGUAUAUUUAUGUUAUUCCUGGGAAAAGAAUACCUCAGUAUUAUGAUGCUCUACAUUCUUUUUGAUCAAAUAUUUGCUGGUGCUGCAUUUGCUUUAUUUGGCCUUCCACUAUCUGAUAUAGCAGACCAUGAUAAAAAUAAAUAUAAAAGAAGUCAUCCCAUCAGCUCUAUUAUUUAUGGCACAAAUGCCUUAGUAACAAAACCAGCCCAAUCUUUAAGCCCUAUGUUGACUGUGGCUAUACUGAAUCGCUAUGGAUAUAAGGAACAUACAGCUGGAACUCUACCUGAAGAAGGUGCUCUAAUGUUAAAAGAUGCAAUAUUUGUGUUAAUGUGUAUAUACUCUAUAACUUUAGGUAUAAUACAGAUAUUGAGUUGGUCCAUGUUUGUUAUCAGGCCUAAAAGUAAGAAAGAGAUAGAGAUAGAAUUAACUAUAUGA
Molecule: messenger RNA, 1368 nt
Organism: Lottia gigantea (owl limpet)
Lineage: Eukaryota; Metazoa; Mollusca; Gastropoda; Lottiidae
Exons: 4
Coding region: 1-1368 (455 amino acids)
Source: RefSeq, a predicted model, not a curated record